AUGCAGCAAUCAAGAAUUCAACGGAAUGGGCUUUCAAUUUUGAUAUUCCUAGGGGAGCUUGCUAGGAUUUGGAAGGGUGGUUGUAUUAUGCGUGCUAUAUUUUUGAAUCGGAUCAAGAGGGCAUUUGACAGAAAUCCGAAUCUUGCUAAUCUACUUGUGGAUGAAAAGUUUGCAAAAGAGAUGGUUGAACGGCAGUUUGGCGCAGAGAGGAAAAGUCUUCCUGCCAAUUUGGUUCAAGCUCUAUGGGAUUAUUUUGGUGCUCACACAUAUUAG
Molecule: messenger RNA, 273 nt
Organism: Nicotiana tabacum (common tobacco)
Lineage: Eukaryota; Viridiplantae; Streptophyta; Magnoliopsida; Solanales; Solanaceae
Source: RefSeq, a predicted model, not a curated record